Xyrauchen texanus (razorback sucker) is the source of this 2515-nucleotide messenger RNA. RefSeq names its product fission, mitochondrial 1 (gene fis1). The transcript is spliced from 5 exons. Gene Ontology annotation, cellular component: mitochondrial outer membrane; peroxisomal membrane. Gene Ontology annotation, molecular function: protein binding. Bases 37 to 498 code for a protein of 153 amino acids. Lineage: Eukaryota; Metazoa; Chordata; Actinopteri; Cypriniformes; Catostomidae. Gene Ontology annotation, biological process: peroxisome fission; mitochondrial fission; autophagy of mitochondrion. The record is from RefSeq and is a predicted model, not a curated record.
CUGCCUCAAACAUACGACUGUUGAUUUUCCGCAAAGAUGGAGGAGGUUGUGUCAGAUCUUGUGGCACCAGAAGAUCUAAAGAGGUUUGAGAAGAAAUAUAACUCUGAGCUGGUGAAAGGACCCGUUUCCAAGGAAACCACAUUUGAGUACGCCUGGUGUUUGAUCAGAAGCAAGUACACAAAUGACAUAAUUAAAGGCAUACAGCUAUUGGAAGAACUGAUCCAUACAAGCAAAAAAGUUGAUCAGAGAGACUAUCUCUUUUACCUUGCUGUUGCAAACUACAGACUUAAGGAGUAUGAGAGAGCAUUGAAGUACAUUCGUACUCUGCUCAAGAAUGAACCAGAAAACAAACAGGCCCUGGAACUGGAGAAACUCAUCAACAAUGCACUUACAAAAGAUGGCUUGGUUGGCAUGGCGAUUGUUGGCGGUAUUGGAUUAGGUGUGGCCGGAUUGGCAGGCCUUAUUGGUAUGGCAGUGGCCAAAGGUGCAAAGUCCUAAUAUGGAGUUACAGAAAAGCAUUAAUUCCAUCUGCUCUGCAAAAAAAAAAGAGAAUUAACUUUUUCAGCAUCCAAUCACGUAAAACCACGAGACUUAUUUUCCAUUUUUUUUUUGGACAUUUCUGACAUGACAUCCAUAAUGAUGCUCGCAUUUUACCAAGUUUCUUUUGUUUUUCUGUGUGAAUCACCAGUUCUUUUUGGUAUGCAUAGAAAUGUGGGAUUGGAGUAAAUUAAUGUGUUGUAUUUUUUCCCUCUAAAACCUUUAAUUGUACACUGGAAUUCAAACUAGAGAGGCUUAGCCAAUAAGGUUUUGCACUACUGGUUAGGAUUUAUCAUAAUGGCUUGCACUUUUAAAGUUAUCUUUUUAAACUAAAUCUAUAAAUGUAUUUACAAUAAAGUAAAUCAAUAUGGAACGUAUUUGACAAACAGUUAAUACCUCACUUCUGUUAAAGAAUUAAAAAGGUGUACUUCCUGAACUAAAUCACAUGUGCUCAUUUCAUAUGAAGAUGUCUUGCACAACCAGGGUCAAACUUGUAAUGCAUUGUCUUAAAGGCACAGUAUGUUCAUUGUUGUUGUCACAUUCUGUUUACAGCGUCUGUUUACUUGUGCUGGCACGUGUUUCAACUACUGUGAUUACAUUGUGUGUGUGUGUCUCUGUGCCGCACCUUUGUAAUCUCUGCUCAUAGAUUUCAAAUUGAAAACAUUUGUGAAAGAUAAAUACUUUUUUCUGUUUUCCUCUUUCUUUAUACAUUGAUCAGAGCAUGUUAAUACAUAAGGAACUCCAUCUUUCAACAAGAGCACUGUAAGCCUAGAACAGGGUAAUGCAGGGAUUGUUCCAUUUCACUUUGAUAUGCAGCAUGUCCCGAGUUACACUGGAAUGACAAAAUUCAGUUUUCAUUUGGGUUCAUGUGGGUCUCAAAUCUCAGUUUCCUGUCCUUUUCAAGUGCUUGCAUCAGUAAGACAGGGUUGGAAAACUAAGAUCGGUUAUUAUACUAAUUGUGAUUUCCAGUAUACAUUUAUCUUGUUAUACUAAGCUUUAAAAUAUUUAAUUAGCUACAUAUCACACUUUUGGGAGUGCAAUGAUUUUUGCAUUGGGUUAAAGGUGUGGGAACCCUGGUAAGAUCUAGUAAACAACACUGAUAGUUGAUUAAUACUUUAAAUUUUUGAUGUGGUCUGAAGCUUUUGGUUAAAAUGUCACUCACAAAGUCAUUGUCCCUCAUGCAUCAUUAGCUCAGAAGUCUCUCCGAUCUGGGAGUAUGAACACUGAUUUCAACAACAGCUAACAGACCUUGAAAGUAACAAAUGCCCUGUAAAACAUGCUUAUAUAGGAUAAUGACUGAUAAUAACAUCAAUGUGAUGUUGGGUACAAUUCCUCUUUCUUCUUCCCUCAAUCUCCUCCCUGGCAUUGCCCUCAGAGUGAAGGGCACAUGUUAACACAUCUACCAGUUUUAUGAUGCCGAUUAGAAAUGUCAUUUUAUAACAGUAUUGAGGUUACUUAUUAACUUUUGAAGCAAAUGAUGACAAGAAGACUGAUGUACAAGCUACUCUCUGUUCUAGAGGAAGACAAUAAAGACAUUUAUGCAUUUGGCAGAUGCUUUUAUCCAAAGUGACUUACAGUUCACUUAUUACAGGGACAAUCCCCCCAGAGCAACCUGGAGUUAAGUGCCUUGCUCAAGGACACAAUGGUGGUGGCUGUGGGGCUUGAACCAGCAUCCUUCUGAUUACCAGUUAUGGUGCUUAGACCACUACACCACCACCACCACUCCGACAAGACAUCAAGACAUCUCAUGAUUCAGAAAUCAGCCCUAGAAACCGCUUAAGCUAAGAAAGCGUUUAGUUCUUAUUGUAAGUGUAUUGUCACUAGAGUUUUCUUAGCUUAAGGGGUUUCUUGCAACCAGGUUCUGCUCCUGUUAGUGGGACAUAAAGUGAACUUCACCUGUGGUUCUGUGAGGACACCUGUGUGAACCUGUGUGAAUCAUUUGCCACUUGCCAGUAGACGCACAUGUAAAAACAAUUUU